AUGCUCGCGCUCACCCGCGCUCGCGCGCAGCGCACCGCUCCACCCGCCGCGUUCGUCGUUCAAGCCGAGCGCGCGCGGACGUUAUCGCCGCUCACCGACGUCACGCCCGUGAACAUUGGAGACGAUUCGCCCACGUGCGUCGCGUUGGACCAGAGCGAGCGCCGGUACCUGUUGAUCGGGACGAUCAGCGGUGGAUGCGUCGUCGCGGACACGGAGGCCAACGCCGAGGCGCCGGUAGUCGUGUGUCGAAUCAGCGGUCGCGGCGCGCGGGUGCGCGCGGGAGAACGCGGCGAUGGGAAUCAAAGCGCGGCGAGCGGGACGGCGAGCGGGACGGCGAGCGAGGCGCCGGGACACGCGUACGCGACGUCGUGCGCGUCGUGGCUCCCGAGCGACACCGGAGGGUUUUAUACGGGUGGUUUUGAUCACGCGGUGAAAUUUUGGGACGCGAACGCGGCCGAGGUGGCGAGCGAGAUCGACGUCGGGGCGAAAGUCCGAGCGGUGGCGCCGAGCGGCGCGGCGGGGAGCGGCGCGCUGUGCGCGAUCGGAAGCGACGAUGACGUCGUUCGAUUGUGGGAUCCCGCGUCGAACGCGAUCGCGCACACGCUGAGUGGGCACCGAGGGGGGGUGAGCGCGAUCGAUUGGUUGCGAUCGAGCGAAUACGCGCUCGCGACGGGCGGCGCGGAGGGCGACGUGCGAGUGUGGGACAUUCGCAGGGCGGGAGCGUACAUGAUUUUAGAUCGACACAACACGCAGCCGAGCGCGAGGGUGGACGCUAUUAAGGAUGCGAUGUACGCCGGGGCGAGCGUGGUGGGUGGGACGCACGAAGCUGGGCCUAGGCCGGCGUCGAGGAAGAUGGCGGAUGCGGUUCCGGAACACUUGCGCGCCGACUCGGCCAGACGAUGCUCAAGCUCAGGAUGGGGGCGAUCGAACGGCGCGAGCACGAGCGGAGGCGGUGGCGUAAAUCGCAAGCGUGCCAGGAACGGGGGAUGGGGUGGUUGGGGCGUCGGCUUUCGAGGGCGAGGUCGCGGCGAUGACGACGAGCGUCGAUCGUCACGCGUCUUCCCAGCGCGAGACGGAUACUCCUCCGUUUCUGCUCCAGCGCACGACGGUCGAGUGAGCGCGGUGAAAGUGACGCCAUGUGGUAUGUUUCUCAUCUCAACCGGCGCGGACGGAAGGAUCCGUCGGUGGGAUUUAUCGAAUGGAUUGAACACGUACACGCCGUAUGACGAAUCCGGCCUCGCUCCGACAUCCGUGGCGUGUCAGAUCGCUAUCACCGCCGACGGUGAGCGUCUCUUCGUGCCAUGUACAGAUGGACGCGUGCGAUCGUACCGGACGCACACCGGCACCAUGGAUGCCGAGCUUCGAGCGCACAUGGACGACGUCUUCGCGUGCGCGUACAAGGAUGGCGGCGACGCCGAGCUCUUCACGUGCGGAAAGGACGCCAACGUCCUCGUCUGGCGUCCGGCCAAGGGCUCAAUCGACAACGUCGCUGUGGAUGGCGACGAUUGGAGCGACGAUGACGACGUGAUCGACCGAAGACUCCUUGAUCCGUCCUCGACCCACCGCGGCGGUUUGGGAUACCGCUCGAUUCGGCGACCCGUCCGAUGA
Molecule: messenger RNA, 1608 nt
Organism: Ostreococcus tauri
Lineage: Eukaryota; Viridiplantae; Chlorophyta; Mamiellophyceae; Mamiellales; Bathycoccaceae
Product: WD40 repeat
Exons: 1
Coding region: 1-1608 (535 amino acids)
Biological process (GO): transcription-coupled nucleotide-excision repair; protein polyubiquitination; proteasome-mediated ubiquitin-dependent protein catabolic process
Cellular component (GO): nucleotide-excision repair complex; Cul4A-RING E3 ubiquitin ligase complex
Molecular function (GO): protein binding
Source: RefSeq, a predicted model, not a curated record